Messenger RNA from Macadamia integrifolia, 1760 nucleotides. RefSeq names its product AAA-ATPase ASD, mitochondrial-like. The record is from RefSeq and is a predicted model, not a curated record. NCBI's taxonomy places the organism in Eukaryota, Viridiplantae, Streptophyta, Magnoliopsida, Proteales, Proteaceae. The transcript has a single exon. Gene Ontology annotation, molecular function: ATP binding; ATP hydrolysis activity. Bases 1 to 1575 code for a protein of 524 amino acids.
AUGAUGAUGACAGGCGAGUUAUGGACGAGCUUAAGCUCAACAGCCGCGGCCAUAAUGUUCGCUUGGGCUAUGUUCCAGCAGUAUUUCCCCUACGACCUUCGAGAAUACCUUGCCAAAUACGGCUAUCAAUUCCUAACCUUCUUCUACCCAUACAUUCAAAUCACCUUCCAUGAGUACACCGCCGACCGCUUCAAGCGAAGCGAGGUCUACUCCACCAUCGAGGCCUACCUCACCUCCAACUCCUCCCAACGCGCAAAGCGCCUCAAGGCUGAUGCCGGCGAGAACAGCCGCAACCUCGUACUCAGUAUGGACGACCACGAGGAGGUCACCGACGAGUUCCAUGGCAUCAAAUUCUGGUGGUCUUCCAACAACAACGUCUCCAAGACUCCUUCAUUCUCUUUCUACCGGGCAUCCGACGACAAGCGCUUCUACAAACUCACUUUCCACAAGCGCUACAGGGACCUCGUCACCGCCUCUUACCUCAACCAUGUCAUGGAUGAAGGUAAGGCCGUCGGAGUUAAAAACCGGCAGCGGAAGCUCCUUACCAACAACAAGAGCGAAACCUUUAGUAUGUACGGCUACAAGAAAUCGGUGUGGAGUCAUGUGCUGUUCGAGCACCCGGCCACGUUUCAGACUCUGGCGAUGGAGCCCCAAAAGAAGAAGGAGAUCAGGGACGAUCUCAUUAACUUCAGUAAGAGCAAGGACUACUACAAGAAGAUUGGCAAGUCUUGGAAGCGUGGCUACUUGCUCUACGGCCCUCCCGGAACGGGCAAGUCUUCUAUGAUUGCCGCCAUGGCUAAUCUCUUGGAUUACGACAUCUAUGAUCUCGAAUUGACGGCCGUGAAGGAUAAUACGGAGCUACGGAAACUACUGAUCGAGACUACUAGCAAGUCGAUCAUCGUGAUUGAAGAUAUUGAUUGCUCCCUUGAUCUCACAGGCCAAAGGAAGAAGGAGGAGGAGGGGAAAGAGAAAAAGGAAGGGGAAGGCGAUCCAGCAGCAGCUGUUAAAGAGGAAGCGGAGAAAGGCAAGGAUAAGGAGAGCAAAGUGACUCUAUCUGGCCUUCUCAACUUCAUAGAUGGACUCUGGUCGGCCUGCGGAGGAGAAAGGCUUAUCGUGUUCACCACAAACUAUGUGGAGAAACUGGACCCUGCUCUCAUAAGGAGGGGUCGGAUGGACAAGCACAUCGAGUUGUCCUACUGCAGCUUCGAAGGGUUCAAGGUUCUUGCCAAGAAUUAUCUGGACCUGGAUUCCCACCCUCUGUUCGAGACCAUUCAUGGCUUAAUAGACGAAACCCAGAUUACUCCCGCCGACAUUGCAGAGAAUUUGAUGCCUAAAUCCUCAAGGGGGAAUGCCAAGGUGGACUGUCUGGAGGCACUGAUCCGUGCUCUCCAAGUGGCUAAAGAAGAAGCGAGAGUGAAGGCCGAGAAAGCAGAAGCAGAAGCAUUAGCCGCAGCGGCAACCAGAGAGCAGGAACUUCCCACGUCGACAAACGAAGCACAGGAGAAGAAGUCGUUGACUAAAACUGAAGACGCUGAGACCGGGUCGACCCAGUUGGAAAACAAUAAUACGGUUUGACGUGAGAUCCAGAUCCGGACCAACUAGUAUUAGAGACUCCGUUAGCUUUUAAAAAUAAAUAAGAAAGGGAUGAAAUGGUUAACAGGUUAAGGGGGUUGUGAUACUGUAAUAGGUUAUAAGUCGUUUUUUAUAUUUAAACGGUUAUUUUCUGUUUGGAUUUGAAAAUUUGAAACGGUUAUUUCUGC